This is a messenger RNA of Drosophila obscura, 2689 nucleotides long. RefSeq names its product ecdysone 20-monooxygenase (gene shd). Gene Ontology annotation, molecular function: heme binding; oxidoreductase activity, acting on paired donors, with incorporation or reduction of molecular oxygen; iron ion binding. The transcript has 8 exons. The record is from RefSeq and is a predicted model, not a curated record. NCBI's taxonomy places the organism in Eukaryota, Metazoa, Arthropoda, Insecta, Diptera, Drosophilidae. The coding region runs from base 655 to 2286 and encodes 543 amino acids.
UCCUUGAGGCUUAAAUUGAUUUCUAGCUAUUUUAUAUUGCCUUUAUAUCCGGUUGGCAAUAGGCGAGCCACAAAACUUCAGCUGUGGAAAAACUGAUUAGUGAAGCCUUCUACUUCUUAAUAGCUUCAUGUAUCCUGAAGAAAUGUUUAAAAUCUGUCGAUGUCUUCCGGCUCAAGCUGGGAAACAUUUCGCUGGCACAGCCAUUUUUUUGGAGAAGAGAAUCCACCAGCCGAUCUCAAACCAUAUAUUUUGGAUAGACUUUUGCACGCUUGCCAAUUUGGCAACUCCAUCAUUACACGUACUAUUUGGGCAUUAACCUUGAACUUUAUCACACCUGUUCGCUAUCUUAUCUGAGCAGGCCAUAAAGCUUGUUUCUUUUGCUGUACGAGUAAGAAAAACAAAAUCCAACUGCCAGACAAAAGAACAGAGAACCAAGAACCGAGAACAAAGUGUUAUCGCGGCUCUCGUAGCUAUUGGCAAUUAUAAUGCAAAAUCGAUGAUUUGGGUUGGCCGAAAAAAGGCUAUAUAAGGCCAGAUACCAAGUAGAUGACCGGUUCGCUUCGAAUCGAAUUGAAUGAAUAGUCAGAGUUCAAUUAGAGGCCGACCAAACGCGACGAAAGUGUUGGUACAAAAUUUGCAUAAGAAACGUGCCUGAUGGUAAUGGCCGUGAUACUGUUGCUGGCCCUGGCACUUGUACUAGGCUGCUAUUGCGCAAUCCACAAGCACAAGAUCGGAGCGACCUAUCUUAAGCCGCUGCUGAAGAACACGCCGCUGGAGGACUGCUACCAUGCCACGCCCAUAGUGCCAGAUCAGCAGAAGCGUCGUCGUCGCCGGAGCAUCUGGGAUAUACCAGGUCCCCAGCGUAUACCCUUCCUCGGAACCAAGUGGAUAUUCUUUGUGUUCUUUCGCCGCUACAAGAUGACUAAGCUGCACGAGGUCUACGCAGAUCUCAACAGGAGGUUCGGGGACAUAGUGCUGGAGGUGAUGCCCUCGAAUGUGCCGAUCGUACAUCUCUACAACAGGGAGGACCUGGAAAAGGUGCUCAAGUACCCCAGCAAGUAUCCUUUCCGGCCGCCCACGGAGAUCAUUGUAAUGUACCGGCAGUCGCGUCCGGAUCGGUAUGCCAGCGUGGGCAUCGUCAACGAGCAGGGGCCUAUGUGGCAGCUGCUCCGGACGUCGCUCACAUCCAGCAUCACUUCGCCCCGGGUUCUGCAAAACUUCCUGCCUGCCCUGAACGCCGUCUGCGAUGAUUUCAUCGACCUGCUGAGGGCCAGGCGGGAUCCAGAUACCCUCGUCGUACCAAACUUUGAGGAGCUGGCCAAUCUGAUGGGUCUGGAGGCAGUCUGCACUCUGAUGCUGGGCCGGCGGAUGGGUUUCCUGGCCGCCGAUGCCAAGCAGCCGCAAAAGAUAAGUCAGCUGGCGGCGGCCGUCAAGCAACUGUUCAUUUCCCAGAGGGACUCCUACUACGGGCUGGGUCUGUGGAAGUACUUUCCUACGAAGACGUACCGGGACUUCGCCAGGGCCGAGGACUUGAUCUAUGAUGUCAUCUCCGAGAUUAUCGAAAAUGAGCUGGAGGAGCACAAGAAGUCGGCUGCAUGCGAUGACGAAGGUGCCGCUGGACUGCGCAGUGUCUUUCUAAAUAUCCUGGAACUCAAGGAUCUAGAUAUCAGAGACAAGAAGUCCGCUAUUAUUGACUUCAUCGCUGCCGGCAUUGAAACGCUAGCCAACACUUUGUUGUUUGUCCUAAGCUCGGUGACGGAAGAACCUUCGGCCAUGACUCGGAUCCUGAGCGAGUUCUGUGAGUAUCGGGAUACGAACAUCCUGCAGGAUGCCCUCACAAAUGCCACCUUUACGAAGGCCUGCAUACAGGAGUCAUACAGACUAAGACCCACCGCCUUCUGUCUGGCCCGGAUACUCGAGGAGGAUAUGGAGCUAUCGGGUUACUCCCUUAACGCUGGGACUGUAGUUCUCUGCCAAAACAUGAUUGCCUGCCAGAAGGACAGCAACUUCCAAGAGGCAAAAAAGUUCUCCCCCGAGCGCUGGAUUGAUCCAGUAACGGAAAACUUUACCGUGAAUGUGGAUAGCGCCAGCAUUGUGGUCCCCUUUGGGGUUGGCCGAAGGACUUGUCCGGGAAAACGCUUUGUGGAAAUGGAGGUGGUGCUGCUACUCGCAAAGCUGGUAGUGGCAUUUGAUGUGAGCUUUGUGAAGCCGCUGGAAACGGAGUUCGAGUUUCUUCUGGCCCCGAAAACGCCGCUAAGUCUAAAGCUCAGAGAUCGUGUUAUCUGAUCGAGGAUCAAACACAUGCAAAUUAAGCUAAGAACUGAACCAUUAAGUAAAACUAAUGAAAACUACGAUAUAGAUCGGCCAGAAUCAGCAGCCUAGUCUUGUGAAGUAAUUAAAAAUACGAGUAGAUAAGAUAUUUACAUUAAUUUUGCUGACUGGAGGUACUGAUGUAUGUAGAUACUAUAUAAUUUGACCCUUUUCUGUACAUAGGUCGUGUUGGAUUUGUUGUUGUAACUUAGUUGUAGUCGCCUAGCUAGUUAACACUCCUUCUUGUAGUUAUUGUUACUUAGUUAGCUUGUAAGUAGCGGCAAUUGUUUUUGUGCGUUCUGUAACGGAAAGACUGUGUUGUAAGUUUUGUUUUGCCUGUCGUGUGUAUAGCAUUUGCGAUUAUCACUCCCCAUUGUAU